Messenger RNA from Cataglyphis hispanica, 6095 nucleotides. It is a transcript of the gene MED14, whose product is annotated as mediator of RNA polymerase II transcription subunit 14. The record is from RefSeq and is a predicted model, not a curated record. Gene Ontology annotation, cellular component: mediator complex; core mediator complex. NCBI's taxonomy places the organism in Eukaryota, Metazoa, Arthropoda, Insecta, Hymenoptera, Formicidae. Gene Ontology annotation, molecular function: transcription coregulator activity. Gene Ontology annotation, biological process: regulation of transcription by RNA polymerase II. The coding region runs from base 457 to 5139 and encodes 1560 amino acids. The transcript has 24 exons.
UGUUUCGUAGCAUUUCGUAUUUCGUAGCGGAUGAAAUGUUACAAUCUUGUGAAUGUUUAUCCAGUUUUUUCUUAUUCCAUUGCUAAAAUAAAUAUCCGCGUUAGUGUAUUAUAUCAUUUAUAAAUACGUUAGAUUCAACUUUAUUACGAAUAAAUAUGCUAAAAAAUAUUGUUAUCAGAUGUAUUGUAACCAUGUGUUCGAAUUAUAAAAUCACAGCGGAAAAUAAAACGUAUUUGCCCAUUCUGUAAAACUGAGGAAAUAAUAGAAUUGUCACAAUAUGCUUUUUUUAAUGAUGUUGAAUAUCGUGGCGUCAUUAAAAAAAUAAGAAUAGAAAUUGAAUAUUAAUCUAAAAGAGAUCUGCUGUGACCAGAAUCAUAAAAUACUAAUCUGUAGUAAAUUAAAUAAUAUUUACUAUAUAAACAUUUGCAUAUUGCAAUAGAAAAAGAUAGCUUCAAAAUGGCACCCGUACCUUUAGAAGGUCAUCAGACUCCUGUUACAAAUAAUAUACCUCAAGAGGGUAAUCGUGGAGGAUCUAUCUCUUUAGGCAUGCUCAUAGAUUUUAUAAUACAACGAACAUAUCAUGAACUUACUGUGCUUGCUGAACUAUUACCUCGUAAAACAGAUAUGGAACGCAAAAUCGAAAUUUAUAAUUUUUCUGCUCGAACGAGACAAUUGUAUGUUCGCUUAUUAGCAUUAGUAAAAUGGGCAAAUAGUGCAUCUAAAGUGGAUAAAUCUACACAUAUUAUGGCAUUUUUGGAUAAACAAUCAUUGCUCUUUGUUGAUACUGCGGAUAUGCUGGCAAGAAUGGCUCGUGAAACUUUAGUGCAUGCUAGACUUCCAAAUUUUCAUAUCCCUGCAGCUGUAGAAGUACUUACUACUGGCACCUAUGGUAGAUUACCAGCUUGUAUUAGAGAAAGAAUAGUGCCUCCAGAUCCCAUUACACCUGCAGAAAAAAGAAGCACAUUGCAAAGAUUGAAUCAAGUCAUUCAACAUAGAUUAGUCACUGGAAAUUUAUUGCCGCAGAUGCGUAAUUUAAAGAUUGAAGCAGGAAGAGUGACAUUUCUUGUAGAGCAAGAGUUUUCAGUAUCUCUUACAGUUAUGAGUGAUGGACCAACAGUCCCAUGGAGAUUGUUAGAACUGGAGAUUUUGGUUUCGGAUAGAGAAACUGGAGAUGGAAAAGCAUUAGUGCAUCCCUUGCAAACUCGAUACGUACAUCAGGUUAUUCAAUCACGAUUGGCUGAAAGUACUAAUCCAUUGUCAGAAGUGUAUUUUGUUUUGCAUUAUUUUUGCCAAUCAUUACAACUAGAAGUAUUAUUUUCUCAAACAUUAAGGUUGAUUCAGGAUAGAUUAGAUGAUCAUAUUCAUGUAGAUGAAUAUAUACCUGGCAAAUGUCUCUCUGUAUCUUAUUGGAGGGAAUUAACAAGUAAGGAUCCACGAUCAGAGCUUGGAUACAAAUUGACCAUUCAAGUAGAUCAACAUGAUCCUGCAAGACCUCUUGCAGUUGUACAUAUUCCGUCAUUGGGUAGUAAGGAAAGCGAAAUAGCACAUAGAGCUAUUAGAUCGGAUCAGUUAUCAAUGGAAUGUUUACUCGUACAUACGAUUUAUAUUCGGACGCGAAGUCGUCUAUCCGAACUGAAACAAGAAUUACAAACAAUGUUAAAGGACGUUGAAUGUACUUUAGCGGGAUCUCCAGCUAUUUUGUCAGUACCGAUAUUACAGCCGUGCUUACGUGCUGAGCUUCUAUUAAUUACAGUUGAUACUCAUACUGGUAUGCUACAGUGUCAUGUCCCCCAAUAUGAUGCGCCUCUUGUACCAGAGUUGACAGCGGCUCUAAAUGGGGAUCAUUCACGUCUUCCGACACUUAUAUCUGAAUUGAGAUUUUGGAUAACACAAAGGCGUUGCGAAAAAACAUUGCAGCAUCUAGCUGCUACCCCUCAUGAACGUUUACCUGUCUUACAUCAUCCGGAUCACCCUAUGUCUAAGAUUAGUAGACAUCGCAUGUUUAUACAAUUGCAUAGACAUCCCAAUGUUAUACUGAUUGUUGCAUUUAAAGAAAAAGAAAACUCACCAUGUGAAAUAGAAUGUUCCUUUUAUCUCGCUGUAGUGAAGCAUAGUUCUAUUGAAGAUGAUCCACACGAUGAUAGUAUAGAAACGGAAAUACCGAAAAUGUAUUUAAAAGUCCAGAGUCUUAUUGAGUUUGACACUUUUGUCAUUACACAUGGCCCAUUUACAAGCGUCGACAGUGGGAAUAAUGAUCAAGAUGGGGGGUGCAUUACAGAAGUGGUGGAGACGACGACGACCAACAAACGUAGAAGCACUGGGGUCGGAGGAAGGACAGACGCGGUGGGAACAUCACAGAAUAGAAGAGCAAAACAUCCGGCUUACUUCAUUCCGGAAUUGGCGCAUGUUGUCGCACUGUGCGACGAGCGGAUACCAUUCGUGACUCUAGCUCAAGAACUUACCAGACGAGAGAUAGCCCAUCAAGGGCUACAGGUUGAAGCAAAUGCCACAGCAUUGGUACUUAAACUUGUUCAAUUACCUGCGCCAUCGCUGUCUAUCGCUUCAAGCAGUGCUUGGCACGCUCUUCUUAAAAGGCUACUGAGCGUUUCGAUUAGAGUUCAAGGCAAAGGCAUGGCUAAAACUUGGAUGGUAGAAUUUGUAUUUUUUGGUAGUCCUCUCUCCAGUAAUCAUCCCAAAGAACAAGGUGUGCGAAGACCAGUUUAUUUUCAGUAUGAAAUGGGAACAGCCGAUACCGUCUCCCGCACUGUAGAUGCCUUAUUAAAUGACUGGGCACAAAUAGUACAUUUGUAUUCACUUGUCCAUGAUUUAGCUGAAUAUUUCAAAAUGGAGAAGUACAAUUUACGCAACAUGGUUAGCAUUAAGUCUUACAGUUAUAGCAAGCUAGUUCUUGCAUAUGGUCCAAAUCAUGCUGCAAUUGUAACUGUACAAUGGAAUGAUAAAGCAAAUUUUAAACUGGUAUUUGGUAGAAGUCCAACCAAUACAGUGACUAAUGCGCAUUCUGUAAUGAAGGAACAGCUAGAAGCCCAUUUAAAUAGAAACAAGAAUUUGGCACAGAUUAUUCAUAUACUUAACGAAACGCUUCAGCCUCUUACGUCGAUCAGUAAAUUACCGACAAUCCCUCAGUUAUGCGUGCAUGCGGUAAGUGCACGCGCGUAUCUGCCUUUUUUUGGUUCAGACUUACGGAUAAAUUCCUCUCUACAGAGACCACGAGUGCCAGUACAAACGUUUACUAUAAUGCCACAAUGUGUCAGUUUAGUAAAGAUAGCGUAUCAAGGCAUGUAUUGUUUGGAAUUGCGUUUGCGCGGUGGAGGUUUGGUGAGUUUACGUGAUGGUGCUUAUAGUCAUUUUGACAAAAGUAACGUCGUCGACGAGUUUACACCCACGCAAGGUUUAAAGGCAUUUCUAUCGAAAUAUGUCGAUGAAAACGCGGUAUUUAGAAGAAGAUCUCAAUCAGAGGACGAUAAUCCACCGUCCCCCGUCACUAUGGAUAGCGAUGGUGGAGGCAACGUAGGAAGCUUUUUAGGACAUCACAGGAGCGGACCGCAAUCGCCCGCGCAACAGCGUGAGGGUUUAAGAUUUCAUCCGCCGCUGACACCACCAUCCGGCAGUAAUCCUCACACACCGGCCAGUCCUCAUACCACAAAUAUAUCCCAGGCCAGUCAACAUCAAAGUUUUGGAAGCAGUCCCGCAACAUCGUUUAAUUUAGCGUCCCCGCCAUCAUUACCACCGAAUACACCUAACAUGUUACCGCAUCCGUCUCCCGGAUCAGGACUCGUUGCAAACAGUCCUCUAAAUCCGAUGCACGUUCCUAGUCCGGCUGGUCUCAUGCCAACGUCAUCGCCAGGACCUUGUAGUAAUGUUCAAGUAGGACAUUCUCCCGCUGGUUCAUUUAUGCAAACAGGUCAUAUCGACGGUAGUCCUUUCCCGUCUUCUCAAAGUAUGGCUUCACCGGCUGCUUCCAAUUGGCCUGGAUCUCCGAGCGUACCGAGACCAUCCCCCGCGAGACCUGGACAAAGUCCGAGUCACGUGGCAUUGCAUAGCCCACAAGCUUCCGAUCACAAGACCGGUAGUCAUAUGUCCAGAGUAUUACCGCCAAGAUCUUGGGCUGGUGCCGUACCGACGCUUCUCACACACGAAGCACUAGAAUCGCUUUGUUGCGCCUCACCCCAUCCGUCCGGCUUACCUGGUCCAGAUAUGUCACCGCUCGAAAGAUUUUUGGGUUGCGUCUACAUGAGAAGACAAUUGCAACGCUUUAUCCAGACAGAUGAUUGCGUAACUGGUAUUAAUAGCACUGAACCAGGCGUAGUACACUUUAAAGUCGAAAGCUUACAAUGUAGGGUUGGAUUAAAUCCGCAAUAUUUUCAAUCUCUUCAUAUUAAAGUGCAACCACUUCCAGAGUACAAAGAUCAGUGGAAUCUGGAAGAGUUACAAAUUAUAGAAAAAUUCUUUGAUACACGAGUCGCUGCCCCGCCUUAUAAACAUAACACAUUAUCUGGCUUCGGAAGGAUGCUUAAUAUACGAUUCAAAGUAUUGAAAGAUUUCGUGCAAAUAAUGAAGUUAGAGCUGGUUCCUGGUCUUGUACAGCAACAGCAAUUAAAAUGGUCUGUGCAACUGUGCUUGCGUAUUCCACCUUCUACUGGACAGAUAGUGCCUCCGGGAUCAGAGGGAGUACAUGUUUGCAGGAGCAAGAUUUUAUUCUUUUUGCAACUUACGAGAAUAGGUAUGUCGUAUCCAGGAGAAACGUCUUUCGUACUACCAUUUGUAUACGACGUCACCACGAAUUUAACGCAACUAGCUGAAAGAAGAGAUCUUAGUCCGGCGAUUACAGCAGCGUCCAUGCAGCUAAAGAGAUUCGCCGAGUAUGGCGCGAAUCAAUCGGAAUGUUCGCUGUUCCCUGCUGUAAGGGAUCUUUUAGCUAAUUUCACGCUGCCAUCGGAACCGCCGGGUAUAUCACAGGUUGUGGCAUCUCCCGCCGGAAAUCAGGUACCUCCCACACAGCAGAUUCAGAACGCAGCGAUGCAAAUGCAUUCACCUAUGGCUGGCGGUCAAGGACCACCGCAGGGACCAUACGGAAUCCAAAGUAUGCAGAUGGGCAUGAUGGGCGGCCCGCCUCAAUAGGACUUGCUUUACUCUCCUAAUCCCCUUUGUCUGCCGAAUCAUCCGACGUGGACGAAUUAGGAAUGUAAACUUCGAUCCUAAUAGACGCGCGCGUUUCCAUCACGAGCAGAUUUACAUUUUAUGGGGAAGAUUUUAGGAGAGAGAGAUGACUCUAUACGUUUGCCACAUUCAAUCUGAGAAAGAUAGAGACAAAUAGUUAAUAAAAAGAGACUCAUUGAGCUCUGUUCUAUAGAUAAUCUGACAUUUCUGAGAUCGCUACUGCAGAUACACAUUGCAUAUCUUAUCAUCGCAGCUAACAGUCGACUAUGUAUAUACAUUAUUUGUGACAAGUAUGAAACACUAAAAAGAAUGUAUAAAUUGUAUUAUAUGAGUAGUAUUAGUUGUAUGAGUUGUAUUAGUAUAUAACUAAGGAAAUUUGAUGGAGAAUUAUUUGCCAUCGAAAAUUUCUUUCUGCUUGACAUUAACUGGUGUUCUUCAUUAAAAAUUAUCUGUACGUAAGUAGAAAGUACAAAUCUAUUACUGAGAUAAGUAUCUUUGUAACAUAUAAAUAGUCUGAUAUAUCAAUAUGAAUACAAAAGAGCGAAAUUUACAACAUUGUUGCACAAUAAAAACAUUUGCAAAGAUAUAAAUGUAAAAAUGUUCACAAAUGUAUGUUCAUUAGAUGUAUGAAGAAAAAAACAUAUUAUAUGCCUUUCAAAUAUAAUAUUUGUGAACACAAUUCUAUUUUUUUAAUGAAUAUGUUUAAUAUUAUUUUACAAAUAAAUGUGCAAAAAUCUAAAUAUUUAUACAAAAGAUAUGAAAUCUAUUCUCAAAUGUAUAACCUUAUACUUGCUCAUUUAUCUGCUUUAUAGUACAUGGAUUUAACAAAGAAUCUAUUCUUUUGACAUUUAAUUACCUCCACAAUCAAUGGAGAUAAUGGCUGGAAUAAAUCGAUAAAAUAAAAUAAUUUGCACAAA